This is a messenger RNA of Aphis gossypii (cotton aphid), 2307 nucleotides long. RefSeq names its product cytochrome P450 315a1, mitochondrial (gene sad). Gene Ontology annotation, biological process: cellular response to peptide hormone stimulus; cholesterol metabolic process; glucocorticoid biosynthetic process. Gene Ontology annotation, molecular function: monooxygenase activity; iron ion binding; oxidoreductase activity, acting on paired donors, with incorporation or reduction of molecular oxygen. Gene Ontology annotation, cellular component: mitochondrial inner membrane. Bases 269 to 1717 code for a protein of 482 amino acids. The transcript has 8 exons. The record is from RefSeq and is a predicted model, not a curated record. NCBI's taxonomy places the organism in Eukaryota, Metazoa, Arthropoda, Insecta, Hemiptera, Aphididae.
UGUAUUAUAGUGAAAAUAUAAAUAUAAACAUAAUUAUUGUUAGUUAUGAUAAUAAAUUAUUAAUGAAUUAUAAAAACGAUUUGACGGUUAAAAAUGUUAAAAAAAUUUAAACAUAAUAGAUAAUAGUAAUAAUACAUAAUAGUCUUUUCUUUCAAAAAAGCAAUAAGUAAAAAUGAUAACACCCUAAAUUAUGCUGACAUCUGUAUAAUCAUCCUAGAUAGAUUAUAGCAGAAUAUUAUAGCCCAUAACAUUUGAAAGUAUUUAUACAAUGUCUAAUAGAUACUGCUCAUUAGUUUUAGUAAAUUUUACUAAAACAAGAUUUAUGUCUACAUCAAAUUUAAAAAAUAUAAGAACUAAAUCAAAAAAAGAAAUACCUAUUGUUAAGGGUUUACCAAUAGUUGGUACAAUGUUUUCAAUUUUGGCUGCUGGUGGUGGUCGUAAAUUACAUGAAUAUAUUGAUAAACGUCAUGAACAAUAUGGUUCAGUAUUUAGAGAAAAACUUGGUCCUGUUGAUGCAAUUUGGAUUAGCAACCCGUUAGACAUGAAAUUAUUAUUUGCACAAGAAGGAAAAUUUCCUAAACAUAUUUUACCUGAAGCAUGGUUACUUUACAAUGACACAUAUGGCCAACAAAGAGGACUCUAUUUCAUGGAUGGAAAAGAAUGGUGGAAAUAUAGACAAAUAUUUAAUAAAAUUAUGUUAAAAGAUUUAAAUGUACAUUUUAUUGAAUCUUAUAAAAUUGUAAUUAAUGAUUUAUUAAACGAAUGGGAAUUGAAAGAUGGACAAGUGCUUCCAAAUCUUAUAGAAGAUUUAUACAAACUUUCAAUAUCAUUUAAAUGGUUUACAGUUAUGGUGGCUCAUUUAGUUGGAGGAGUUUAUGAUAAUUAUAAAAAUGACAUAUCAAAUGAUGUAAAUUGUUUAGCACAAAGUAUACAAAAAGUAUUUCAGUGUACUGUAAAAUUUACAGUUAUUCCUGCAAACAUUUCUAAAUCAUUAAAACUGAAAAUUUGGAAUGAUUUUGUACUUGCUGUUGAUAAUUCUAUUGAAAGUGCAAAUAAUUUAGUUUCAAAAUUAAUGAGCUUUAAUGGUGAUGGUUUAUUAAAUUCUAUACUAAAUGUUCAUGACAUACCUAUUGAUAUGGUUAAGAGGCUGAUAGUUGAUUUUAUAAUUGCAGCUGGUGAUACUACUGCUUAUUCAACUCAAUGGUCUUUAUAUACUCUAGGGCUUCACAAGAGUAUACAAAAUAAUUUAAGACAUAGCUUAUUAGAAACAGAUUUUUUGGAAUGUGAUUAUUUAAAUAAUGUUUUAAAAGAAGUUUUAAGAAUGUAUCCGUUGGCACCUUUUCUUGCAAGAUUUUCUCCAAACGAUAUAUAUUUAACAGAUCACAUGAUACCUGCAAAUAGUUUAGUUGUUAUGUCAAUGUUUACAAGUGGUAGAAAUGGAAAAUAUUUCAAUAACCCUGAUGAUUUUGAACCAGAUCGCUGGAAUCGUCUAAAAAAUAAUAAAUAUAAAGGUGUAAGUGAGCCAUUUGCAACUCUUCCUUAUGGAUUUGGUGCAAGAUCAUGCAUUGGACAAAAAAUGGCACAUGUUCAGAUGUGUUUGACACUAGCAGAGUGCAUCAAAAGAUAUGAAAUACAGACAAUGAAACCAGUGAAAAUUGCAUUAGAUUUAAUUACAGUUCCAGAUAAUCACAUAAAUAUAAAACUAAAAAAGAUAUAAUUUUUAAGUUAUUAAAUUAUUUAUCUUUAUACCUAAUUAAAUAGGUAUUGGCUCAUAAAAACAAAGCCGUAACUUAGGGUGAAAGGUCCAUGGAUCCAGACCCAACGCCCCCUCGAAAUUUUUAAAAAGUAGAAAUAUAUAAUGUAAAUUAUAGAUAAAAAUGACAAGUCUUCAAUAUUUUGAUAUUUAAAAAAAAUUUGUACCCCCCUCCCCCCCUGAAAUUUUUUUUUCAGUUACGGCCUUGCUGAUAAAAAUAUUGUAAUAUCUUCAAUUAUUAUAGUUAAAAUUUAAAAUAUUAAGUAUAAGUACUAAGUAUACAGGGAAAUUAUAUUUACCAACUGACAACUUCUAUAAUUAUCACUUAUUUAUAAGUAAAUAGUAAAUAGUUACUUAUUAUAUUGUACGGGUUCUUUUUUUUUUGAACCAACGGCUCCGCGGAAACUGCUUUCGCAUUACCUACGCGAGACUUCUGGUUAUUAUACCUUUAAAUUUACAUGUAUUUUUUAUUGUGAUUAUAAAAUUGUGUUAUAUUUUAAAAUUUUGUUUUACAUUGUGAUGAUUAAUAAAAUAAUUAGUGAUCACUGAUCAUA